Messenger RNA from Penicillium longicatenatum, 243 nucleotides. RefSeq lists its product as uncharacterized. The transcript is spliced from 3 exons. Bases 1 to 243 code for a protein of 80 amino acids. NCBI's taxonomy places the organism in Eukaryota, Fungi, Ascomycota, Eurotiomycetes, Eurotiales, Aspergillaceae. The record is from RefSeq and is a predicted model, not a curated record.
AUGCCUUCUGGAGAGGGAUACAGCUACAAGAGCUCUGGCACUAACAGCCAGGGCAACCACUACUGCGCCCGCGAUUAUGGUUCCGGUGCUUCUAACUCGAACAGCUACCACUAUUCCAACUCGAACGGUUCUUACUACUACUCCAACCCCAAUGGAAGUACUUACUACAAUAAUGGAAAUGGGGGCUCGAACUACACUCCCGCUGGCGGCUCAGGAUCUAGCUCUGGCUCGAGCAAGAAAUAG